AGGUCCAUUGGCGCAGGUGCAUGUGGAAUGAACCUGCUUCCACGACGGCUUCUUGAAUGUCCGCCCAACGCGUGGUGCAUGAUUACACUUGCCUCAGUGUAGCGACGUUUACUAAAUUCGCAGCAAUACCUCGCCGCCGAUCAACGUCGGAGCAGUUUUCUACGGCACGUUGCACCGCUAGACGGACAUCGGUGUCGUGGCCGCGAUGAGCCGUCCGUCGCGCGCGGCACCUGCGCCUCCUCCGUUCGCGACGAAACCAACAACUUCAUCUUGGCCACCGUGAAGGCUCAAUUAAGUGCGACUGAUUAAGUCCGCGGCAUGUUGGCAUCCCGACAACUCGAUGGUGGGCGAGGCGCGCGUGGACGGUCGUGCAACGAGCACUGACGCCAACGGCGCGGCGGAGAGUGACCUUACAGACUUGUCGAGUCGGUCGCUCGUCUCGUGUGCGAUCGAAGUGCUCAACACGAGCUGUGCCUUCGCGAAAGCCACCAAGACGCAUGCGUUCGCGAAUGCGUGGAAGUCGGGCGAGUUGAAUGUCAUCAUGAGCGUCGACGACGAUCUGAGCGACAUCCCAGAUGCACCAUCACGUCCAGAUUACGUGCGCAUUGUCGGGAAGAAGGAGAAGGUGAAACAAGGCAACCGCAAAGCGUUCGCACAUAGUGUCGCCCACGCCGAAAGCUACGCGAUCGACUUGAUGUGGGACAUGAUCUGUCGGUUCGGCCCGUUGAAUGGCAUGCCCCGGUCCUUCUACGACGAUUUUGUUCGGAUUGCCCAUGAGGAAUCCCAGCACUUUACAAGCUGGGCGACUCGACUCGUCGAGCUGGACUCGUACUACGGCGCGCUCCCUGGCCACGACGGCCUUUGGGGCAGCGCGGCAGAUACGGCCGGAGACAUCCUCGCCCGCCUCGCGCUCGUGCACCUCGUCCAUGAGGCCCGCGGUCUCGACACGUACCCGAUGGCCGUAGCGCGCUUCACGAAAUGUGGUGACGACAAGACGUUAACUGUCAUGGCCAAAAACCACGCCGAAGAAGUUACGCAUGGUACGUACUCACGCAUCCAUUCGCUUCGUGCGGCCCCUUGCACUCGUUGGUCCGUACAAGAAUACGUCAUGCAGUUUGGAUCGUCCUAGUGGAAGCUGGCGUGCGAUGGUUCACCUACGUGUGUGCCCAAAAAGACGAGCCCGUGCUUCCGACCUUUCACCGCCUCGUGCGAUCACACUACAGCGGCAACCUACUUCCGCCGUUCAACACGGCAGCUCGUGACCGUGCCGGGAUGUCCGACGCAUGGUAUCUGCCCCUCGCAGAACCUCCUACUUCGACAGACAGUGUGCUGCCGUAGCAAGCUCCGUCGAUUGCCUGGCACCACACCGCCACCGUCGACUCUAGACAUGCUUUCACGUUGGACGACAACACGAUUGAGAUCACAGUCAUCGACUGCCAACUCGGAAUAUAUGAAUGUUACGCGUGCGAUUCAAGUCACCGCGUCCACA
Molecule: messenger RNA, 1489 nt
Organism: Aphanomyces invadans
Lineage: Eukaryota; Oomycota; Saprolegniomycetes; Saprolegniales; Verrucalvaceae
Exons: 2
Coding region: 341-1129 (262 amino acids)
Source: RefSeq, a predicted model, not a curated record